AUGGAUGUCAUCUCUUCUUCCAAAACCACCAACACCACUCCACCAUCAUUCCAAAUUGUUACUAUUCACAGUGACAAUGCUCCGUUCCCGACUAGCAUCACCUUGACUAAAACCAAUUAUGCCUUAUGGUCUCAAGUCAUGGACAUGUGUAUUGCUGCCCGUGAAAAAUUGGGGUACCUCACUGGUGACGCCCCGCAACCUUCUAAGCUCUCCUCCACCUACAUCAAAUGGUGUACGGAGAACUUUCGGGUCAAGGGGUGGCUCAUAGACUCCAUGUCACUCGACUUGAUGAGUUGUUUCAUCCAUUUAAGUACCGCCAAAGAAAUCUAG
This is a messenger RNA of Prunus armeniaca (apricot), 330 nucleotides long. The record is from the annotation of a GenBank genome assembly. NCBI's taxonomy places the organism in Eukaryota, Viridiplantae, Streptophyta, Magnoliopsida, Rosales, Rosaceae.